This is a messenger RNA of Periophthalmus magnuspinnatus, 1713 nucleotides long. RefSeq names its product neuropeptide FF receptor 2-like. Gene Ontology annotation, cellular component: membrane. The transcript has 3 exons. Gene Ontology annotation, biological process: neuropeptide signaling pathway. NCBI's taxonomy places the organism in Eukaryota, Metazoa, Chordata, Actinopteri, Gobiiformes, Gobiidae. Gene Ontology annotation, molecular function: peptide binding; G protein-coupled receptor activity. Bases 1 to 1713 code for a protein of 570 amino acids. The record is from RefSeq and is a predicted model, not a curated record.
AUGGAUUACCCUUUGGAGCAAUCGUUGGACCUUUUAUCAGAGCCGCCCAGUCUCUCUCCCGUGCCUCUGCUCGAUAAACCUGGGGCGAACCAUACCUCCACCACCCCUUCUCCACUCCUCCCCUCUGGAUCUUCGUUAACUCUUCUCCCAAACACCUCCUCCUCUUCCUCCCUGCCUUACCACUUGCUCUCCUACACCUUCUCGCCUAACGACUUGGCCGACCUCGAGAGUAAACUCCUCUGGACCCUUCACGAGCCGAGCACCAUCGCCCUGACCGCCAUGUACUGCGUGUCCUUCGUUUUGGGGUUCAUCGGAAACCUGAUGUCCCUCCGCGUGCUGACCAAUCGGCACAGUCGGCGUCUGGCUGGGGUCAGUGCCACGAGGAACCUGCUGGUGAACCUGGCGGUGUGUGAUCUGGCGGUGGUGUGCGUGUGUAUGCCCAUCACACUGGGGAGUCAGAUCUACACGGUGUGGGUCUACGGGGACUUCCUGUGCCGAGCGGUGCCCUUCACACAGGCCAUCUCGGUGUCGGCCAGCGUCCUGACCCUGACGGUGAUCAGUGUGAACAGGUACUUCAGUGUGCGCUCUCCGCUCCGGGCUCGUUCCAUGUUCACGCGUCGCCGUAUCCUGCUCACGGUGGCAGUGGUGUGGGCGGUGUCCUCGCUCAUGUGCGCCCCUCUGGCCGUCAUGAACCGACGCAGGGAGAUCAGCUUCGAAACCUUUGCCAUCUUGGUGUGCCAUGAGGAGUGGCCCGAGCAGCGCCUCAAGCAGGGGUACAACGUGCUCCUGUUCGUCAUGCUGUACUGCCUGCCCGUGACCUUUAACCUCACCAUCGGGUUCCUGACUGGGCGGAGACUGUGGGGUGGUCACAAAUCCGCCUUCUCUGACCUGGACCCACGCAGUCAGGCCCUACACGACUCCCGCCUCAAAAUGCGCCAGAAAAUCGCCAAGAUGGUGGUCUGUCUGGUGCUCCUGUUCGCCAUCUCGUGGCUGCCACUAUACCUGGCUGACCUGCUCAUCGACUGGGAGGAGAGUCCACCAUCUUGGCUCCUCCAGGCUCGCCCCUUUGCCCAGUGGCUCGGCCUCACCAACUCCAGCCUUAACCCCAUCUGCUAUUGCUUCAUCGGGGACCUUUACCGUUCGGCCAAAGUCAUCCGGACGCGGUACUACCAGAAAGUCGCAGCUCUUUUUGGAUCGUCCACAUUUUCCAGAUCAGCGGGUGUGGGCUCACCUUCCAUGCGGAUUACUGACAGCAAAAGGAGCGGCAACGAGCACGCCACCGCGGCCGCUGUGGUAGCCUCGGCCUCCAUGGUGACUCUACCCCGCCUGCUGAGCCUGGCGAAGGGACAGGGUCUUGGCCAGCGGGUACGGGACAGCUCGCUUAGCCGCGGAGGGUCGGACCACAGCAUCUCAGACUGGGGCCGUACUUGUCCCUUAUACGACAGCUCUUUUCACCUCCACAUACAGGGGGAUAUCAGGCCCACCAGGCGGCACUCAGUGGAUGAGGGCUGCGGAUUAUUGCCUUCCCGAAUUGAGUCGGCCGAAAUGCUCCCACUGAGGAGGCAUUCUGGGGAGCGGCUGUUGGCGCUGUCGGAGGAGAGGGAGGUGGGGACUGUGGGGAGGGGCGGGCUCUGUUUGGUGGGGGAGCAGAGGAGGAGCUCAGAACAGUGCUACAUUGGGGUGGGGGAGCGCGAGGACACCACCAGCCUUUGA